CACAGAGGUACGAAUUUAGUUAACGCUGAUCUAUAUGCUUCCCCUAGCACAGAUUAUGGAACAGAAUGACAUCUCUUAUCACAACUAUGCAGAUGACACACAACUCUACAUUUCUGUGUCCCCAUAUGAUUAUAGUCCAUCACUCUCCCUGAGUAAAUGCAUUAAUCAAAUCAAUGAAUGGAUGUGCCAGAAUUUUCUCCAGUUAAAUGUGGAGUUGACAGAAGUGACCAUUUUUGGGCCAAAAAAGGAAAGGUCAAAGAUAAGCAGGCACCUUAGCACAAUGACACUUACAGCUACAUAUCAAGUCAGAAACCUUGGCGUAAUUAUUGACUCAGACCUAAAAUUUGAUAGCUAUCUAAAGUCCGUCACUACAUCUGCUUAUUACCUCCUAAAAAUAUAGCCAGAAAUAAGGGGUUUCUGACUAAACAAGACAUUGAAAAACUUAUGCAUGCAUUCAUUUUCAGCCGAUUGGACUAUUGCAACGGUAUAUUUACAGGUCUUGAUAAAAAAUCAGUCAGGAAGCUGCAGCUAGUGCAGAAUACUGCAGCCAGAGUCCUCACAAAUACAAGGAAACUGGACCACAUUACACCGGUUUUGAAAUCGUUACACUGGCUUCCAGUGAGUCAAAGGAUAGACUAUGAAAUACUACUGCUCGUCUACAAAACACUUAAUGGCCUCUGACCAAAAUACUGUACAUGCUUAAUUUGUUAGAUUCCUAUGAAACAUCUAGACCCCUAAGGUCGUCUGGAACCGAUCUCCUGUAUGUUCCGAGAACAAGAACCAAGCAGGGUGAGGCAGCAUUUAUUUAUUAUGCUCCUCAACUCUAAAACAAGUUACCUGAAGUUCUGAAGUAUGCUCAUUGAUUUUUUUGUAUAUGAUUUUUAUGAUCUUCAUGUGAUGUAAAGCACUUUGAAUUGCCUUGUGCUAAAUUGUGCUAUAUCAAUAAAUUUGCCUUGUCUUGCCUAAAAUACACAGCAUGCAUAGGCGGAAUUUGAGUUUUGGGACAGGGGGGGCACAAUAUGUUGAUGACCCCGAAACGCAGUGUCAGCAAUAAAAUUAAACUUUAUAGAAUAUUUAUAAAUAAUAAGUUUACAAUGAGUGUUUUUUUUUUUUUGUUUCCCAUCAUUCUUGAGGGGAAUUCUAAAUCAGGCUGCUUAGGCAAUACUUUUUGCCAAGAUCGUCAUCCAUUGAUUAUGGUACGCCCGCUGGUGUCGUGCCAAUGUAGUUACCCCUGUCAAAAAUUGUAACGCCUGGGCGGAGCAAUAUGGAGGUGGAUAUGUGUCUUUAUUAUUCAAUCCAAAAAAAAAGUUGCUUCAAUAAAAAUGUUUCAACCCCAAUCCCUUCAAUCAAAAAAAAAAAAAAAAAAGUGUUUGAAUUAGGGCUGUCAAAAGUAUCGUGUUAACGGGCAAUAAUUAAUUUUUUAAAUUAAUCACGUUAAAAUAUUUGACGCAAUUAACGCACAUGCCUUGCUCAAACAGACUAAAAUGACAGUACAGUGUAAUGUCUGCUUGUUACUUGUUUUUUGGUGUUUGGCUCCCUCUGCUGGCGCUUGGGUCCAACUGAUUUUAUAGGUUAGUACCAUGAGUGAGCAUGGUGUAGUUAUUGCCAUCAACAAUGGCGAGCUACUAGUUUAUUUUUUUGUUGAAAAUUUUAAAAAUUUUGAUAAAACGAAAACAUUACAAAGGGUUUUUAACUUUUAAUAUAAAAUUUCUAUAACUUGUACUAACAUUUAUCUUUUAAGAACUACAAGUAUUUCUAUCUAUGGAUCGCUUUAAGAGAAUGUUAAUCAUGUUAAUGCCAUCUUUUUGAUUUAUUGUUAUAAUAAAUAAAUACAGUACUUAUGUAGCGUAUGUUUAAUGUAUAUAUCUGUCUUGUCUUAUCUUUCUAACAAUAAUUUACAGAAAAACAUGGCAUAUUUUAUAGAUGGUUUGAAUUGCGAUUAAUUACGAUUAAUUACACUUCAAGCUGUAAUUAACUCGAUUAAUCGUUUGACAGCCCUAAAAUCAACUAUUUGUCAGCAUGAGUUCAUCAUUAUAAAACAAUGUUAACCCAACCAUCGCCUGACAUAUCAUAGAACAACGUUGUUUCAACGUCACUUGACGUCGAAAAUUUCAAUGUCAACCAUACUGAUGAUUUUGAUGGAAAAUCAUUGAAUCAAUGUUGGUCUGCUAUCUGUGAUGUUUGUUCCGAGCGACCCUGAAUGCACCACGACUGAACGCCCUGCCCCGGUGACAGCAGACGCCGCUCGCCGCCAUCCAGGUGCUUAUCUCGGGGGAGCGUCUCUGCGGGCCCGCCCUGUCUUCGGAGCCUCUACCUGGAUGUGGCGGAGGUCCACCACCGUGCUAUGCUUUGUCCACGAACACUUCACGCCCCAACCCCCCUCCUCCUCCUCCCCUUGCCCGGAAAAAUGAAGCGGUAUCACGGUCCAAAAAUGUGGACGGCCACGUUUUGAAUCGUCUGCCUCUGUUGUGUACUAGCCGGGAAGGCGGCUACUCGGGGACGAGGUUCCCAGACUCGGUGGCACUAUGGCGGGUCUCAUCAAGAAGCAAAUCUUGAAGCAUCUCUCCAGGUUUGCCAAGAACCUUUCACCCGACAAGAUCAACCUGAGCACCCUGAAGGGUGAGGGCCAGCUCACUAACCUGGAACUGGAUGAGGAGGUUCUGCAGAGUCUGCUGGACCUUCCCACCUGGCUGGCCAUCAACCGCGUGUGCUGCAACAAAGCCGCCAUUCGUAUCCCAUGGACCAAGUUAAAGACUCAUCCCAUUUCUCUGACACUUGAUAAAGUAGAAAUGGAAAUGAGCACAUGCGAUGAACCCCGUCCCCCCAACGGACCUUCCCCUAUUGCGACUGCUUCCGGUCAAAGCGAGUAUGGCUUCGCUGAGAAGGUGGUUGAGGGCAUGUCGCUUUCCAUCAACUCCAUUGUCAUCCGGAUCAGCGCCAAAGCCUUCAACGCCUCCUUCGAGCUCUCCCAGCUGCAGGUGUACAGCGUCAACACCAGCUGGAGCAUCAGCGACCUGCGCUUCACACGCAUACAGGACCCUCAACGGGGAGAGCUCCUGACGUUCAAGGAGAUCAGCUGGCAGAUGAUCCGCAUCGAAGCAGACGCCAUCCAAAGCGCUGAGCACGACAUGUUGAGCGCGCCUAUCCGCCUCAUCACCAACCAGUCCAAGAUCCGCGUGACGCUCAAGCGACGCAUGAAGGACUGCAACGUGGUGGCGUCCAAGCUGGUUCUAAUCCUGGACGACCUGCUGUGGGUGCUGACUGACUCGCAGCUCAAAGCCAUGGUGCAGUACGCCAAGUCUCUCAGUGAGGCCAUGGAAAAGUCAGCGCAGCAGAGGAAGAGCUUGGCUACCGAGGAGCAGGCGUCGCCUGGGCCGCAUUUAGCCCAACAGGUGCGUGCCCAGCAGACUCCCGCGGCCGCCGAGCAAUGCGACACUAUGGCCAAACUAUUUAGCGCCUACGACGUGUGCGAGACGUCGCACCACCUGCAGAUCACGCACCUGGACCUGCACAUCUGCGACGACAUCCACGCCGCCGACAAAGUCAUACACAAGAGGAUCACCGGAGGAGCCAUGCAGCUGUCCUUCAGCUCCAUCACGCUAGACUAUUACCCUUUCCACAGAGCAGGUGACAGUUGCACCCACUGGCUACACUACAGCGAGGCCACCAAAACACGGGAGGGUUGGGCGCGGAGCCUCCUGGACGAGUUCAAGUCCAACGUUGAGAUGCUGAAGAGUGCAGUGCGAGGCCAGCAAGCUUCCGUGCACAGCUCUCCUGGGAAGAUCAACACGUCCUCCACCUCGUCCUUCAGCCCGCUGCCACAGAGCCCCAAGACGCAGCUCAUGUCCAGCUCGGUGGUCCUCAGGAUGGCCGACUUCAGCAUUUACCAGGUGUCCACGGCAGAUCAACGUCGCUCCAGCCCCAAGACCAUGAUCUCCUGCAAUAAGAAGUCCUUGUACCUUCCUCCUGAGAUGCCGGCAGUCCACAUUGAGUUCACAGAGUACUACUUCCCAGAUGGAAAAGACUAUCCCAUCCCGUGUCCCAAUCUGUACGCACAACUGAACGCGCUGCAGCUAGUUCUGGACCCACGUAGCCUGGUGUGGAUCAACUUGUUCGCGUUGGACCUACGGCAGAGUCUGGAGCAGUUCAUGGAGAUAUACAAGCUCAAUGACUCACAGAAAACCGACGAGCAUGUUGACAUCAAAGUGGAUGGCCUCAUGCUGAAGCUCGUGAUUCCGGCCGAUCGGGACCCCUCGUGGCCGCCAGACCUCCCUCGCUCCGUGUCCAUUCAGACAUCAGAGAUGGUGGCCACCAACACGCGGCACCCGGCCAACUGCACCAGGGCUCAUCUGGAGGCGCUCCUGCAGGCCUUCCGGGAGGAGCCCUUCUUCUCGUCCUCCUUCGUCUCCUUCCCUCGCUCAUCGUCCUCCCUGCCGCUCCUAAACCCCGUUUUCCAAUACCACGCUCACGAGCAGGACACCCGGCUGCACGACAUCUACAGGGGUCUGGUGGUGCCAACCAUGGGGGCCGAUGCCCUCAAAACACCGGCCGCCGCAGACUUUUGGACGCUGCACUUUGCGCAGUUCUGGGUGGACUACGAAGGCAAAGGGCGGCCGCAACCGUUCGUGGACUCCUUUCCGCUUUCAGUAUGGGCUUGUCAACCUGCGAAGAUCCUUCGGCACCAGGAGAAGCUGAAAGGGCUUUCCCGAAGCGCCUCGGCAGAAUCCGCCGGGCGUGUACAGAGGAAGCGGCUUCUAAAGGAGUUCUACAGCACAGACGGCGAGUCAGCACCAUCCAGCAGUCCUUCAAAUGGACUUCAUAAACCGCACUCAUUGGACAGUGUGCCUUCUUCUUCUUUGACAUCAACAAGCAAAGAUUCGGAUGUCCAUUUGUUGGUGCAGGUCCACAAGCAUCUGAGUGCUCAGGUGAGCCACCAGCAGUAUGUUUUCCUGAUGCAUCUUCAGCGCAGCAUCAAGGCCCUGCAGCAGACUUUGCAGCAGGACCUAGAGAAGAUGGGGGGGCUACGCAAGGCUUCAAGCCAGAGUCUCGCCGAGCGCCAGCCCUUCACCGUCUGCCUGGGUCUCCUGCUCAAAAGCGCUGAGGUCUCACUCCUCCUCAAGCCUGCUGCGCGACCGGAUCCCGAGGGGUCGGGUUCUCCUCUCGGCUCUGAGGUUUCCCCCCCGGAGAGCCGAGGAACCCUGGAGCCUGGCGGGGACGGCGACGGGAAAAGGACUUACUCUGUGGACCAAAUGUUGUGCGGCGACACACCCGGUGCUAAAGCGCCACGGGGACCCGACCCGCUCAUCCCUGCCGGUCUGACGGAGUCAAAUCGCAAGUCGUCCUCAGAGGAGAGGACCGCUAACAACGCUGAGAGCCGGAGCUCUGAUGAAGGUGGCGAAACGGUGCCUGACGUUUUCGCUAGCCAAGAUGAAACCAAGUUGCAGGCAGGCGAGCCUCUUUGUGAGGACAAAACCGCGGCUGCCAAGAUGUUCCAGUUGACGUCUAGGAAAGGAAGUUUGUCUGUCGUUUCCGAUCUCCUCAGCUCCUCAUCUACCAGCAGAUCCACCUCCCUUUAUUCCAUGUCCAACAUCGGGCGACUGAUGCGCGACCGCUCGCAGUCCAGUUUCUCCGUGUCCUACAAGAACAUGAAGAAGAGUCCGUCCUUGCAGUCCUUGGACAACAUCUCCAUUGAUAGUUACCUGCUGGAGGACAGUGACACCUAUAGCCUGCUGGAACGAGAUGACAUGUCCAUCUCAGGGUUCAAGGCCACCGCCGAAAGCACCCCGGGGGCCCCCUCCCUUCCGGCAGCUGCCCCGGAUCAAGACGGAGGUGUGUCCCCUGACACUGUCAGCGCUGCGUCGCAAAGCAUCGACGAGCCCACCAAGGACAUCGUGUCGGUCCUGGUGCUGAAGGUGCACUCGGUGUGCGUUGGCAUGGAGGCGGUGGGCGAGAGCACCACCGUGGCUCUGGAGGUGGACAAAGUUACGCCGGUCCAGCUUGGCAACGUCAGCUUGCGGCAGUACCUCAGCAAUCGCAGUCUAGGUAUGGUGUGUUCAAUGCCGGCUCAGAGCAGCCAAGGCCCGGCCGAGGUGCGCUCACCGUCCGCCGAUGGUGCCCGUCGGCCAGAGGUGCGGGCCCGCCUGGAAAGCGGGCCCCACGCCGCCGCCCACUCACCGCUGGCUGAGCGCAACGGCUUCCUUCAGCUGCGUCUGAGCGGCUACAGGGCCAGCCUGCUCAUGUCCACGCUGCGCAACAUGGCACACUUCCUGGAGGACGACACGACGCCUCAGGUGCUGCCCAUGGAAAUCAGCGUGCGGGACACGCGCAUACACUUGAAGGACGACAGCCAGCGCGAUUCCCCGUCAGACUCUGAGCCAAUCACACUGCACGUGGACAGCCUGGUUAUCCACCGACGGGACGAUGGGGCAUUCUCCGUCGGAGGUGACGGGGACGCAAGUCAAGUAGCCGAGGUCGACCUUGCCUCGAACAUUGGCCCGUCAACACGCGAACAAAUGCUGAUGGAAGAAAACCAAUGCCUGAAAGCGGAGCUGUCCCGGGCCAAAAUGGCGCUGGCCGAGGUUCAGAUGGAGCGUGACUCGUUACUGCACAGGAUCAACACCAGCUAGCUUCUCGCGGACAGGAUGUUUUCCUUUCCAAACCUAAUGAUUCCUUCAUGAAGCAAUGAACAGUACUUUUCUUUUUUUUACACACACAGAAGUGACGUGUGCUUGUCGUGACGUGGACUUACAAAUUUUCUUAGUGAAUGUUUCUGAGGAAUGUCGCCGGGAAAAGAUCAAUUUUGCACAUCGUGAUCUUCUUUGUGUAUUUAAUUGUGAGAGUUCUUUUGUACACAGGUGUGAACGCUCUCACAGUAUUGAAUGUGUACGCGGGCCGAGAGGACAAGCAUUUCCCUCCCCACGAGAAUUUGUUCCGGUCGGAGCGCUAUUUUUCUAGGAAAACGUACUUUUUGUCUGUAUGUUUGGCCACUCGCCGGUUUGAACUGUGCAAAAGGGAGGAUUAUGAUCACGUCAUUUUUGUCUGUCAACGCUGCUGAAAAUUCUGAUUAAAAACAUGCGAAAAAGAGAUCUAACAUUAAGAACAAAAACAUCCACGAGUGCUUAUUUGAACACUAAGUCCAUUUGUGAUACCUUUUUUUUGCCUCUUUCUAAUUUAAGACAAGGGCGUAGGUUUGCAUUGGGGCGGUCGGGACAUAACACUCGCAACUUUUCAGGAUUCUCAAAUUGUCCGCACCAACAUUUAAGCAACCUUAUUUCAUUAUAUAUAUAUAUAGUUCAGAUAUAUAGCGUAAUUUUCGCACUAUAAGGCACACCUGACUAUAAGCCGCCACCCACCAAAUUUGACACAAAAACGACAUUUGUUCAUAGAUAAGCAGCACUGGACGAUAAGCCACUGCUAUCCUCACUGUAUUAUGGGAUAUUUACACCAAAAGAUAUCAACCGGUAACACAUUAUUUGACAGUGGUAUCAUAAGACCAGAUGAACCACUAUGAAGUUUUGAACCAAUUAGCUCCAAAGCUUCAUUGCUUCAAGAAGCCUUAUUUGGCCAUCAUUGUUCUCUUGG
Corythoichthys intestinalis (scribbled pipefish) is the source of this 7581-nucleotide messenger RNA. RefSeq names its product bridge-like lipid transfer protein family member 3B (gene bltp3b). NCBI's taxonomy places the organism in Eukaryota, Metazoa, Chordata, Actinopteri, Syngnathiformes, Syngnathidae. The coding region runs from base 2526 to 6626 and encodes 1366 amino acids. The transcript is spliced from 22 exons. The record is from RefSeq and is a predicted model, not a curated record.